AUGGCAAGAUUAUGGCACUGGUGAGCAUGGGUGGGGCAGCAGUGAUUAAAUUGAGUGGGGAAUUGAGAAUUGGGGAAGGGGAGAGAGAGAGAGAGAGCGGAGGGGGCAUCUGGCAUGUGCUUGACAUAAGAGGAAGGGGGGAAAAUAAAUUUCUUGUUUAGUUAUUGGGCCCUGAGAUGGACAAGGACGGUAAUGGGCUUGACUCCAGAUGUCGUCAGGAGGCUUGUGGGUACAGCUAAAAGAGUUUGCAGCAGCAAAGGAAGUGGUGGAGCGCAAAUGAGCUGUGGGCAGUGAUGAUUUCACGCAAUCUAGUUUGAUCUUCCAGAACGGUGCUGGAAGAACGGGGGCUGUUUUGGCAGAGGCGCCUUUGCUUUGAAGAGUGGUGGACAUUAAAGACCCACGGCACUUUUCGAAAAGAGAAAGAAGUCCCACUUGCACGCGGUGCCCUGUGUCGCUUCGAACCUGUUGUAAGAGAUUUACUUCAUGUUUGUUUAUAUUGUGAUAGAGCGGAAAUUCAGAGUUUCAACCAAAGGAGACGAAGAGAUCAGAGAGAGUUCCCGAGCGGUGAGACAGCACAGAGAAACUCUUCUAGCUCUGAGUCCUCGGAAACUCCCAGUUCACAGGAUAGAGGUGGUGGGGUGCCUGAUCCUCAUGGAUGCCAUGUAUUCCCCAAGUAACGUCUCUCUCAGCAACUCCAGCGAGCGCAAGAGCAACUGCACUGUGGACACUGAGUUCAGAUACAUCCUCUUCCCGGUCGUGUACAGUAUCAUCUUCCUGUUGGGGCUGAUGGGCAAUUGCUAUGUGCUCUGGGUCUUCAAGCACUUGUCAAUGUCCAGAAACAUCAACGAGGUCAAGAUCUUCAUGGUGAACCUGAGCAUUGCCGACCUGCUCUUCAUCCUGACCUUGCCGUUCUGGAUCGUCUACUACUGCGGUCUCGGAAACUGGGUCUUCCCGGAGUUCUUCUGCCGAAUGGUCGGUUGCCUGUUCUUCAUCAACACCUACUGCUCCAUCGCCUUCCUGGCCGCCAUCAGCUACAACCGUUACUGCGCCGUGGCCCGACCCAUCGAGAGCAUCCAGCAGAGCGGCAGGAAGAGGGGCAUGAUCGUGUCCUUCGCCAUUUGGUUCAUCAUCCUGUGCAGCGCCAGCCCGUUCCUCUUCAUGAAGAGUACCAAUCAGGUGGGGACUCAGACCCACUGCUUCGAAGGGUACGACAAGGACUCAUCGAUGGCAGUGAUGAUCAGCAAUUUUGUCUUGAUCACCGCCUUCUUCUUCGCCUUCCUGGUCAUCGUCGUGUGCAACCUGCACAUCCUCCGGCUGUUGUCCACCCAGACCAUCCAGCCCGGCAACACCAACCACUCGGUCAAGCAGCAAGCGUUCCGCAUGGUGUGUGCUGUGAUGGUAGUGUUCAGCCUGUGCUUCCUGCCCCACCACGUGGUGCAGGGACCCUGGACCCUCACGGUGCUGGAGCAGUGGAGGGUUGACGAUUGUCAAUUCCGCCAGGCGGUCAAUGACGCACACCAGGUCACGCUGUGUCUGAUGAGCUUGAACUGCGCUCUGGACCCCAUUAUCUACUGCUUCCUGACCAAGAAGUUCAGGAGGUUCCUCACCAAACGCUUGAGCACAUGGAGAACCUCACGAAAGUCCUUCACCGUGACCACCAACAAUGAAGGGGAUAUGAUCUUCCAGGGCCUUAACCCCACUGGAACACUUCAGCAUUGAGACCAGGAACUGCGCUCUCUUUCAUUCCAUGCCACUUGUUUUUGUGUGUGUGUGUGUGUGUGUGUGUGUGUUAGAACUUUUAACGUUUACCGCAGUCAAUUUGCACAGUGGACCUCAAAUGCUAUUUUUUUUAUUGAGCUGUCAUUUACAUGCUUGAAGCUUAAAAGUACCAAACUGCUGGAAGGUUUCUGUUCGCUUUACGACCUGCAUCGCCCGCGUUUUUGUUUGUAAUAUGUUUUUUGGCCGAAAUAAAUUUAUUUUUCUUAUUAUAAACGCACCCGGCGAAUACUGUUACUUUUUAAUCACAAAUCGCUUCGAUUUCGAUGAGAACUGAACUUAGUGGAAGCCGAGGGAUAUCGAGCAGAACCCCGGGUCAGGACAGUUGAGCUCACAGUCUCCGUCUGAAGGACGGCAACUCCGACAAUACCA
This is a messenger RNA of Callorhinchus milii (elephant shark), 2148 nucleotides long. RefSeq names its product platelet-activating factor receptor (gene ptafr). The transcript has 3 exons. Gene Ontology annotation, molecular function: platelet activating factor receptor activity; G protein-coupled purinergic nucleotide receptor activity. The record is from RefSeq and is a predicted model, not a curated record. Gene Ontology annotation, cellular component: membrane. Gene Ontology annotation, biological process: chemotaxis; G protein-coupled receptor signaling pathway. NCBI's taxonomy places the organism in Eukaryota, Metazoa, Chordata, Chondrichthyes, Chimaeriformes, Callorhinchidae. The coding region runs from base 484 to 1719 and encodes 411 amino acids.